AACGCACUCAAUUCACAGCCAGCAAGCAAACCACGCACAACACGCGAGUUUAUUUACAACAAGCAAUCCGCUAUUUGUGUGUAAAGUGUAUUUUAAGUGUGAAAACUGAGUUUACGCGUUGAUUUAAUACGAUUAUUCGUAUUUUGAGAAGAAGAAAAAAGAAGAAAGUGUAAGACAUUAUUUGUAAUUGUUGUUUACUGAAAUCCGACUUGUCAAGAUGAACACGCAAAGACGCAAUUCGUUGUGUUGCGGCCUACUUGUCGCCAUCUCGGCCGCCGUUUUCAUGGCGGAGGAUGUUCAAUCGGCGGCGAUUCCCAUGUGGGAAUAUUUAAGCAAGGAUGAAAAGAUGUCUUAUUUAUACUCAAUGUUCGCCAAUCAAGUGGAAGACUUCUGCGAGUUCAGCGACAUGCACAAUUGCAAUCGUGAGCUGUUGAAAUUCGGCCUCGGCAAGCUGAAGGACAUGCCUGAAGAUCAUCUGGACACGAUGGAUCCAUAUCAGCGCGGUGCACACACACUCAUUUGGGAUUCAAUGAUGGAAGGCCAUGAAAUGAUGGACAAAGUAAAGCAACGUCGUCCAUCAUCUGCCACCACUAAUUACCGCACAACCACAGCCAAACCCAACUCAUAUGAAGAUGACCAAUUCGCAUGGAAAACACCUGCCAACAACGAUUACACCGGCGCAGCUUCCGCCAAGAUCGAAACAGUUGUCUAUCGUCUUCCACCUCCCAAAGGAUUCGUCAUUACCAACGGACCAUCUCAAUACGUGAGCCCUAAGGGAGGAUAUGUCCCUCAACAGACAAAUAACUACCAAGGUCAAGCAGUAAAAGUAAACCAAGCCCAACAGUUUAAUUACCAACAAAAACAACAAUUCACUACUCAAGAUCAUGAAGAUGAUAUGGCUGCUGGUGAUGGCGCUCCAUUGACAGGACCUAUGGUUGUGAAGGUCCAUUUGGAUGGCACUCCUGUCCAGGAGAAGGCCAGUUUACCCCAGGAUGAAGACCUCAAGCAGUACAAGAUGUCAAAGGCAAAGAUUCCAACGUUUCACUAAGAUUCAACGCGUUUGAUGUGAAGUGCCUCAUGUGCUGUGAUAUUUAUGAACGAAAACUCCUCCUAAUGUUGAUGAAGAAGCAGGAUUCUAAGAACUCACUGUAUAUAGUAGUUGAUAGUGCUUAGAAGUGCGUUGAAAUUGUUAGGAAUUAGUUGAUUAUGCUAAGCGAACGCGAUUUAACUUAUUUGAAUCACAGCUCUCAAGUGAAUACUCGAAUCUAUGCCAAUUUUAUGUGUGUAAUUGUAAAUAAUCUAUGUUUAUUGUAAUGAUGUUUAAUGUGUAGCCGGUAGAUGAUAGAUUUGUGAGAAAAUGUGUUCGUAAUUUAAUUAACGCAUGAAUUUGCAUGUUGCGUGUGUGAUGUGGGUAGAAUUAUUAUUUAAACAUUGCUUUUCAUGUGGAAUUGUCUGUUUUGUUGUAUAAUGUGUGUUUAAUUGUGAUGUAAUUCUAAUUAUCUAUUAAAUAUUUAUGGCUUUUA
Messenger RNA from Dalotia coriaria, 1523 nucleotides. RefSeq names its product Rhythmically expressed gene 5 (gene Reg-5). NCBI's taxonomy places the organism in Eukaryota, Metazoa, Arthropoda, Insecta, Coleoptera, Staphylinidae. The record is from RefSeq and is a predicted model, not a curated record. The transcript is spliced from 3 exons. Bases 218 to 1048 code for a protein of 276 amino acids.